Molecule: messenger RNA, 2832 nt
Organism: Penicillium argentinense
Lineage: Eukaryota; Fungi; Ascomycota; Eurotiomycetes; Eurotiales; Aspergillaceae
Product: putative C6 and C2H2 transcription factor RegA-like
Exons: 5
Coding region: 1-2832 (943 amino acids)
Biological process (GO): regulation of DNA-templated transcription; DNA-templated transcription
Molecular function (GO): zinc ion binding; DNA-binding transcription factor activity, RNA polymerase II-specific; DNA binding
Source: RefSeq, a predicted model, not a curated record
AUGGAACUCAACGCCCCGCCCAUCAAGUCUAAGGACGGCGGUUAUUUUCAAUGCGGCUUCUGCAAGCGUCACUAUAAUCGCGCUGACCAUUUGAUCCGCCAUGUCCGAUCCCACACUCGCGAAAAGCCCUAUGUCUGCGAUGUCUGCGACAAGGGUUUCGCCCGCCCUGACCUCCUCAAGCGCCAUGCGACCGGCCAUGCCAAUGACCGCGACCGCAAGCGCAAGAGAACCUCCUCCAUCGCCAAGCAGAGCCGCGUGUCCCAGGCCUGCAAGACCUGCGCCGCCUCCAAGCUGAAAUGCGACGAGGAGAAGCCCUGUCGGCGUUGUCGCGAGCGGAACCUGCAGUGCGAUUGGCAAGACGUCGUGCAAGACUCUUCACCCGAACCAUUGCAGCAGCCCGCAGAACAUUCCAAUCCGCUCGCCCCGUCUGUCGACCUGUCGGCCUCAGUGGCGUUCUCGCCCAUGCCGACCCCUAUGGACGAAUUCCCGUCCACCACCAGCAUCCUCAUGACACCCCAGGGUCCCCCGCCUGAUCCGAUUCUCUCACCGGAGCUCCCGACACGCCCUGAGCCGCUGCCGAUGGAAUACAGUGGGCACACGCCGCAGUAUCAGUCGCUGUACCAGGCAAAUGGCUCCAACAGUACCGCCGUCUCACCUACGGACCAAGAGAGCGGCAUCUUCAGCGUCGACGGCCAAUUCUUCCCCAAUUUCAUUCCAGACUCCUUGAUCUCCUCGCUGAGUCGAUACAAUGAUCCGUUCGACCCCUCUAGCUUGAUCCCCGAGUUCACCCACUAUGGCGCACUGGAGAGCCCACCGUUUGACUUUAAUUUGACCGACGGAGACUUUGGACUUAUCGAUAUGUACAAUUCUCGCAGUCUGGCCCCAGGAGCCCAUGAAAAUGACCAUCAAGAUCGCUUCGACGCCGACAGCGGAAUUGGCAUCGGUGCAGAGGCCUACCAUCGGUCUUCCCUGUCUGCGUGGAAACCCAUGCAGGAGGACAGGGCCGGGGCGGACCACGAGAAUCUGUCGGUCCCACAGACUAUCGAUAGCCCCGAGAUGAGUGCCAUACCCGAUCGACAGAUCCUAUGUGAGCGGCUAUCCUCCAGCAGCCGGGACCUGAUCUUCGGCCUGGUCCUGGAGAUCAGCCGUGAAGCCAACCUGACUCGGAUCAUGAAGUCCUUUCCCAGCACGGAGCUGCUCGAUGGUCUGAUUCAGCGAUUUUUUGAAAUCCAGAUCAACAGCGUAGACUCCUUCAUUCAUGCCCCGACCUUCCGACCGAAUAACGAACACGCUAGUAUUCUCGCAGCGAUGGCCGCGGCCGGGGCAGUGCGGUCACCCAUUCCGACCAUCAGGAAACUGGGGUUUGCACUCCUCGAAAUUGUGCGACUGUAUAUGCCUAUUAAAUACGAGAGCGACAAUAGCACCACCCGCGACCUGCGCACGUCGCAAACAUACGCCCUCAACAUCGACAUUGGGAUUUGGAGUGGCAAUCGACGCAAGACUGAAAUCGCUGAGAGUUUCUCGCAACCUCUCAUAACGAUGCUGCGACGGGCCCUGCGAUUCCGCCGAUCUGUUUACCCGACCAUCGUCCUGAUGGCGGAAGAUGUAGGAGAUGCGCUGGAGCGCAAGUGGUAUGACUGGAUUGAGCAGGAGUCUUUCAAGAGGCUUGUCUAUCAUGUUUUCCUUCACGACGCCCAGUCUGCGGUGACCUUGAACGUCAAUCCUUUGAUAUCCUACGCUGAUUUGGAACUCCCACUGCCCGCGGCCCGCCAUCUGUGGGAAGCCAAGUCCGCCGUUGAAUGGAAGGAGCUCUACCACGCAAUCACUCCCGAGCGUGUUCCCUCCCUGGCCGAUCUACUCCGCGACAUGUCCCAACUGUCACUCGCGCAGGACCGAAUUGGCACGCAAAUGGCCGCUCUCUCCCUUCUACACGGGCUGGCGGGGUUAAUCAACGAAUACCACCGACUGAAAUUCAUCUCCAGCAGCAACUCCAAACACUGGCACGCCCUCGUCACCAACUCCCGCCAACAAGAGCUAGACCAAGCCCUUCAACACUUCCGCAUGGUCUGCUCCGAACUGCGCCACCAAUGCCGACCUGAGAUAAUCCUCGUCUGCGAAGUCGUCUCCAUGCUCCUCCACAUGUCCCUCGAAGAACUUCAACUUUUCGCUGGAAAGGAAGACAAACAAGAAGCUCGACGAGUCUACCACUCCGCCCUGGAAUGGAUCACAAGCUCCGACUCCCGCCGCGCCAUCUGGCACGCUGGGCAAAUCGUCCGCGCCGCACGACAAAUGGCGCCCGGCUCGCUAACCGGCUUCCUUGCAAUCGGCGUCUACUACGCAAGUCUCGCAUUCUGGUCCUACGGCGUCGUCUCCAAAGCCAAAAACGUUCGACUGAUCGGAAGACCCUCGUCGCCAGUCUCUGCACUAGGACCCACCGUCUUUCUGGACGCUGAGGAAGUGCCUGACGUGUCCAAGUUUGUGACCCUGGGUUGCGGUCUUCCAGCUUUGCAGAGCCAUAGUGGCCCGAUUUACCUCGCUGAUUCUGGGAUGACGAUGCGGUUGGUGCAGACGCUGCUGCGACCAGACUCGUCGGAGCGAACGCCCCCACUUGUGCAGAGUCUCGCGCAGUUGAUGGGGGAUUUGGCGCAGGUGGCGCCACGCCGGGAGUAUAAGGACUUGCCUUAUUGCGAGAGCCGCUUUACCCCUGCGCCGCUCGCCCUCGUCACCUGGGAGGUUCCCCGGAGCGCAAUUUCCCUACAACUCACCAACUACUUUGUUCUUUUGCCCGAGGUCAUCUCCCUUGACCCAUCGCUCCUGCCAUCGUUGCAGUGA